UCGUUUUACGUAAUAUAUACAAAUCAUUUCAUCAUGGUGAUGGCUAAGAACCGCACCAAGUUCUACAUAGCGUUUCUUGUUUUUUUGAUAGUGGUGGGAUCUGUGUUACUAACCAUUGAAGGACGACCGGUCAAGGAUAGUUCGAGAUCCUCGACCCAAUUAACAGAUUCAUCUGUGUUCAAUGGAAGCGUAAUGUCCUCGUUUAAACCAGUCGAGUCUUCGGUACAAGAUUUUUCAUGGUUAGCCACAGUGAAACAGUCCGGGCCAAGCCCAGGCGUUGGGCAUCAUCGAGCUAAGGGCUACAAAAUGUUUGGACGAGCCGAAAAUUCUGGUCCUAGUCCUGGUGUUGGACACUAG
Molecule: messenger RNA, 357 nt
Organism: Camelina sativa (false flax)
Lineage: Eukaryota; Viridiplantae; Streptophyta; Magnoliopsida; Brassicales; Brassicaceae
Source: RefSeq, a predicted model, not a curated record